UGCUUCUCCACUGCUGGUUUUGUCCAAGCCUCCCGUAGCCUGUAGCUAGCAGGCCCCUGUCUGGUCUCGUCGGGUCUGAUCUGGCCUCCCCAAACUUUGUCUCUGUCUCUCCCACACGAACGUACUGUACUGUACUGUAUCUCAUCCCGUCCGCACUGCUGCUGCAGCCUCUCCAUUUUUACUUACAAUCCAGCCAAGCUGUCCCUUCUCCCUAUCAUCCAACCCCCCCUCCCUGCCUUUUGCGAAUACCGUCGUUGCGCAUCACGAGUCUCACGCUUGUCAAGAUACGAAGGCAAUAACGGAUUCGACAAUAAUUGGACCAUACGAUACCCUAAAACCGACCUUGCUCCGUCGCAAAUCGCUUGCUUACAGCAACAGCAGCACGCCCAGUCCCCCCUCCAUCUGCAUCCAACACCAAGACUCUGCAGUCGUCCACGCGGCCAGAACUCCAAUCUCGAUUUAACUCUCCCAACGAAGAGUUUAUAGCGAUAUUUUGAUGUGUCUGCGAUAAAGUAGAGCUCGAUUCAUCAGCAACUCACUCGUUUCAACACUCGUUGUUGCUAUACGGCUUCUCUCGCCCGGUGCGAGCCCACGCCAAUAGUGAACGAUCCUUUCAGUUCAGCUCCGACUCUCUGCGGCGCAUUCUGCCCAAGCCGUUAUUCGAUUCGGAUUAUCGCUUUCAGCGCAUUGGGUACAAAAAUAGAAAGUCGACUUUGUGCGCUUCGUCGCUGUCGUGCGCUCUCUAAAACAUCAUGAUUGAAGACAAGUAUGUCGCGUUCCACUCCCGUUGGCCUUCUCCUGAGAAGCCACCUCGAUCGGGUCCUUCUUGUAACCCGACCACGCUAUUCUCACUACACGUGCUAAUAUUGCCUCAAGGUAUAUCGGUCUGGCUCUUGCUAUGACAUCGGCCUUGGCCAUCGGAACAAGCUUCGUUAUUACAAAAAAGGGAUUGAUUCAAGCAGAAGAACGGCAUGGCUUUGAAGGCGACGGCUUUGUCUACCUUCGAAAUCCCCUGUGGUGGGCCGGUAUUGCGACUCUUGGUCUAGGAGAAGUCUGCAACUUUGCCGCAUACGCUUUCGCCCCUGCUAUCCUCGUCACACCUCUUGGAGCUCUCAGUGUGCUCAUUGGCGCUGUUCUUGGCUCGUACUUCCUCAACGAAGAGCUUGGUACGCUGGGCAAGCUCGGCAGUGCUAUAUGCCUGAUCGGCGCUGUUAUUAUUGUUCUUCAUGCGCCUCCGGAUGAGGAGAUCGAGACCGUCGACGAGAUCUUGCACUACGCAAUUCAGCCAGGUUUCCUUCUCUACGCCUUCGCCGUUGUUGCUUUCGCCGUCUUCAUGAUUUACAAGAUCGCCCCUGUUUAUGGCAGGAGAAACGCCCUCAUUUAUCUUUCCAUCUGCUCCACCGUCGGAUCCAUUUCAGUCAUGUCUGUCAAGGCCUUUGGUAUUGCGCUUAAGCUUACUUUUGCUGGCCACAACCAGUUCAGCCACCCUUCGACAUACGUUUUCAUGAUUUUAACGGCCGUAUGCAUUGUGACUCAGAUGAAUUACUUCAACAAAGCUCUUGCCAGCUUUCCCACCAACAUUGUCAACCCCCUCUACUACGUAACGUUCACCACCGCCACCCUCUGUGCCUCCUUUAUCCUCUUCAGCGGAUUCAACACGAACGACCCAGUCAAUACUCUCUCGCUGCUUUGCGGAUUCUUGGUUACUUUUACGGGCGUCUAUCUCCUGAACCUUUCCAGGGGUGACCCCCAUGGCCAAAGAUUGACCGCUGGACGAGGAGGAAGCGACGCCACCGGUACCGACAUGGUUUCUGGUUUACAAACUCGUCUGAGCAUGCAGGCAAGGAGGAGCGGCGAUCCUUCACGACACAGCAUGAGCAGCCAACGUGGAGACCGCGAGGGUCUCAUUCGCGCAUACGACGAGGAAGAAGCUGCUGGUUUCGCUCUGACCGACCUCGCCUCGGAUAGUGACGAAGAUGUUCGUCACGCCAACGGCAAUGGCAAAGCGAGCUAUGACGAAAACAUCGAGCUCGAUAACCGCCACAAGUCAGGCGAUCGGUGAUGGUCUGCGACGUUUCCAGCAACCUAAUGGCGGAGUAAAAGAAUAUCGGUUAACCGCCGGUCAUCAGCUCCGCAACGAUAUCUUGCAUGUUUCAUUAUCUCAAACAGGCAUUGUACAUUUUCAAACCAUUUGACCGGGCAUUUCUCUCGGAGUAUGGGCUGCAUACACGGAUGGUACAUUACGCAACGACAUACUUUAAUGUUGGUGCCAACUGUGUUUUUACCUAUGCCAAACGGGAUUGGGACUCGGAAUCAACGACAUGUAUUGUUUGCUAUUACUGGAGUACUAUGGGCACACGGUCUUGGACGGCGUUGGCGGAUUUUGUAUUGGGGCCAUAGGCGAAUCCUCGUUGUACGAUAACUACAGAGCAUGAGCGAUAGGAUGGGACUGGACGGCGAACUUCCAUAUCAGGGCCGUUUAUACAGGGAUGGUUUCGGAUCUAAGGAGGCGUCACUGUCUGCGUCUAUCGGGCGAUGAAAGGGCGAGUUGGGGCGUAUAUCACUGCCUCAAUUCUCCAGGGCAUGAACGAACGUUUCGGGUGUGGUAGAUCUGUUAUCCAAGUCGCAGGGCUUUUUCUAGGUUUGAGGAAGCCAAGUUUGAAUUUUAACAAGAAAAGAGGGAAAGCCAGAGGCUGCCUAUUAUAGACAAGAAUUAUUACGACGUUUAGUACAUUGGAUAGCAGGUGGGAUUGUAUCUCACAAAAACAAGAUUCUGGCUUGGAGAUGUAAAGUCCUGAUUAUAUUUGGUUCUCCA
Fusarium odoratissimum NRRL 54006 is the source of this 2815-nucleotide messenger RNA. RefSeq lists its product as uncharacterized. Gene Ontology annotation, cellular component: membrane. Bases 899 to 2062 code for a protein of 387 amino acids. The transcript is spliced from 6 exons. NCBI's taxonomy places the organism in Eukaryota, Fungi, Ascomycota, Sordariomycetes, Hypocreales, Nectriaceae. Gene Ontology annotation, biological process: magnesium ion transport. The record is from RefSeq and is a predicted model, not a curated record. Gene Ontology annotation, molecular function: magnesium ion transmembrane transporter activity.